Molecule: messenger RNA, 5817 nt
Organism: Colias croceus (clouded yellow)
Lineage: Eukaryota; Metazoa; Arthropoda; Insecta; Lepidoptera; Pieridae
Exons: 1
Coding region: 1-5817 (1938 amino acids)
Biological process (GO): DNA integration
Molecular function (GO): nucleic acid binding
Source: RefSeq, a predicted model, not a curated record
AUGAACACGAGAAGCCGGAGCGGAAGAGGAGCCACGCCAUCGGUAUCCGAGACGACCGCCACCGCCACAGGAACGUCAUCAACGAACACAUCGGAAGAAACGAGCGGCACGACGGAGACAUCGGAGACCUGCACGACCGCGACGAGAACGACGAGGACAGAAGAAAAGAGCAGCUCGACGCCACCUACGCCGAGCACCAUGCCCGCCGACAAGUUGCAGCCAGCGCCGUCACCCGUCGUAGGAUACACAAACGCCGCUUUCGCGGCGCCAGCCGACAACGCCGACGCGCCGACGACCGCCGCUUUCGCGGCGCCAAUAAGCAACGUCAACUUAAAUACAGACGCCGCUCUCGCGGCGCCAUCGAACGUCGCCGUCGGGUCGCCAGCACGCCGCUCGAAGACGCUCCGCCAGGCAUCAGAGGUGCGGUCGCGGCGCUCCGUAGCCUCCCGCAAGAGACUCCUCGCGGAGUUGGAGGCGAAGGAACGCCUAGCCGAACUAAAGCUGGAACAAGCGAAGGCCGCAGCAGAACUAGAAAAGGCGCGGUUAGAAAGAAUCCGCGCUGAAGAAGAAUCAACAACGGAAGAGGAAGAAGAGGACUACGAACCGGAACGACGGGUCGAGUCGUGGUUGAAACAGCAUUCAAGCCAGCCACUGCCACCCGCCGCCAACCCGACUCGCGAGCUCUCACCGCCACGCUACAUAGCGAAGAACACCGACAACAAGGAAGACCGAGGAUGGGGGGCCCGCCAGGAACAGGACGACGGGCAACGGGAACCGAAGAAAGACCCGCCCACGCGGUCACCAGAAGUUGCGGCAAUUGUAACCGCCUUCAACGAAGUCGCAAGAAGCCAAAGGAAAGUAAUAAGAUACGGCGGUGAACUACCGACGUUCACCGGCUCCAGCAACGAGUGGCUAUCGUUCAAGGCAUCGUAUGAAGAAACUGAAGAGGGAUUCACCGACGGGGAAAACGUCGCACGAUUGAGGAAGGCGCUGAAAGGAGCAGCCCUAGAAGCCGUCACCGCCCUACUCAUAUCACACACCGGACCCGAGAAGAUCAUCGAAGCCCUGCAGAGAAGGUUCGGCCGCCCAGACGCGCUCGUUUUGGGUGAAAUGGAAAAAAUUAAAUCGCUACCACGAGUGUCGGACAACCCCCGGGAUGUUUGCAUAUUCGCAAACAAAAUAGCGAAUAUCGUCGCCACCGUCGAAAUACUAGGAAAACCAGAAUACCUGCACAGCCCGGAAAUGCUGCGGCAGGUGCUCGAGAAGCUCACACCGAUCAUGAAGAAUAAGUGGUACGACUUCGCCGCCGACGAACGAGACAAGACACCGCUACUGAAAAAGCUCGCAGAGUUCCUGAAUAAAGAAGCAGACAAGUGCUCCAGUUACGCUCCGUUAGACACAGAGACGGAGAGGAUAACAAGGAAAAGGACGGAGCGCGCCUACGCAGCAAGCAACGCGAGCGAGCGAGAAACAAGAUGCCCGGUGUGCGAGCGAGAACACAAGCUUAUCGAGUGCCGACAAUUUACGAACAGCGACGUAAAUACACGAUGGGAAAUAGCGAAGAAACAUCGAGUGUGCUUCCGCUGUCUGCGAAGCAAACAUCAACGAGCAACAUGCCGCGCUCGUCCAUGCGGCCUCAACGGGUGCACCAUGAAGCACCACAAGAUGCUCCAUCAUACAAAGACAGCGGAAAAGAAAAAUGAAGAAACGACUCAACCGCAAGCCGAAACGAAGAACGACGAAAAAGUCCUCGUGUCGGCGAUAAACAUCAACAGCGCUACGUCGGAGCAACCUACGCGCCGCCGCGCGUAUCUGAAGAUCGCCCCCAUCACCAUCACGGGGCCGAAAGGAAAAUGCGACACGUACGCGCUGCUCGACGAGGGAAGCACGGUGACCAUCAUAGAAACGGCGCUUGCAGAACAGCUGGGUCUCGACGGGCCACGCGAGUCCAUCACAAUUCAAGGUGUGAAUGGACACGAGAACGAGCACGAGUACAGCAAGAGAGUGAAGGCACGAGUACGAGGACGGCAUGAAGAAAAUGAUUACGUAUUAGACAACGCCCGCACCGUGCACCAACUCCACGCGUUCACGCAGUCCAUCCACGAAAGUGACAUCGCCCGCUGCAACCAUCUGCACGACCUGCAAGACGACCUGCUGUACGAGAAUGCAACACCGAAGCUGCUGAUCGGACAAGACAACUGGGAGCUCAUUAUAACACGUAAACUACGGCACGGCAAGAGGAGUCAGCCCGUCGCAUCGAAGACACUGUUAGGAUGGGUACUGCACGGCUGCCGUUCAUCGAACAAGCACCCAGUUUUGUUCUGUUCUCAUCUCUCGGAAGCGGAGAAGUCACCCGACACACUCGAAAAUAUGAUGAAGAAAUACUUCGAAUUAGAAUCCAUCGGCAUCGAACCUAAGCGACAGCGCAGCGACCCGGAGCAGCAGGCACUCAACAUACUGGAAAAGAAAAGUCAACGCCUGCCGUCCGGCCGAUAUGAAACCGGACUCCUAUGGAGAGACGAGUCCGCAGAUACACCGAACAACUACGGCGACACACUGAAAAGACUGAAGACAUUGGAAAAGAAAUUGGACAAAGACGGAGAGCUGAAGAGACAAUAUGAGGAAAGAAUCGAAAAUCUACUCUCGUCCGGCUAUGCAGAGAAGGCGCAGACUCCGCCCACCGGCGGGAGAGUGUGGUACCUCCCACACUUUCCAGUGAUCAACCCGGACAAAGCGAAGAUUCGUCUGGUGCACGACGCGGCCGCUAAGUCACACGGCCGCUCUCUCAACGACAUGCUGCUGCCCGGGCCCGACCUACUGCAAUCUCUGCCCGCCGUCAUCAUGAAGUUCCGUCAACAUCCAAUCGCCGUGUCCGCCGACAUCAAGGAAAUGUUCAUGCAGAUAAAAAUUAUAGAAGAAGACCGCGACGCGCUGCGCUUCCUCUGGCGUGGCGACCGACGCGACGACGGGCCGCCCGAUGAAUAUCGUAUGACAUCGCUCAUCUUCGGCGCCUCUUCAUCACCGUGCACCGCGCUCUACAUCAAGAAUAGAAACGCGCAAGAACACGCGAACGAGAGUCCGGCAGCCGCACGCGCGAUUCAAGAGAACCAUUAUAUGGACGACUAUAUACAUAGCUACGCGACCGAAGAUGAAGCAAAGGAGAUAACGGCGCACGUCGAUCGCAUACAUCGAUACGCCGGCUUCGAGCUACGUGGGUGGGCGUCGAACAAAGAAAACGCGAUAAGAAACUUUACGAACACCGGGGCGACCACCGUCGAGAUCGGCGGGAGCGAGACAGAGCGAACAUUAGGGCUACUUUGGCAUGUGAAGCAGGACUACAUAGGCUUUCGUGUCAACACGAAACGUGUACCACAAGAAAUAAUCGAAAAUAAGCGAACACCUACGAAGAGAGAAGCCCUCAGUCUCAUCAUGUCGGUCUUCGACCCACUCGGCCUCAUCGCGCCCAUCCUCACACCGGCGAAAAGGAUAAUGCAGGAUACGUGGAAGUACAACACCGGCUGGGACGACCCCAUUCCCGACGCGCUACAACACCGCUGGGAAAACUGGGUGGCGAAUAUACAGCAUCUCGACGCGCUCCGCAUCCCGCGCUGCUAUGACUACGAACCCGCUGCUGAGAGAGAGAUACACACGUUUGUGGACGCCAGCGAAGAGGCAUACGCAGCAGUCGUGUAUAUCAGAGCGACGCGCGCCGACGGAUCAAUACACAUCGCGAUCGCCGCCGCGAAAAGCAGAGUCACGCCCACGAAACCGGUAUCGAUUCCACGUCUGGAGCUGCAAGCCGCCCUGCUCGGAGCACGCCUCACACGAACAGUCGAGGAAGGCCACGACUUUGUCUUCAAGAGAAAAGUGUAUUGGAGCGACUCGAGAACAGCACUCGCAUGGAUACGCGGCGAGCCCCGCACAUACAAGACGUUUGUAGCGCACAGACUAGCCGAAAUAGAAGAUCUCACGAAGAAGGAUGAAUGGCGCUGGGUUCCCACGGCGCACAAUACGGCGGACGACGCUACACGCAACACCCCCGCUGACUUCGACCCGCAACACCGUUGGUUCACCGGUCCAGACUUCCUCCGCUAUGAAGAAUGCGACUGGCCGGUUGAGAAGAAGGAAAACAUCACCGACACGGGCGAAGAAAAAGAAAAAUGCGGCGCGUUGAACUCGUCGGACCCCGCCCCCGCGUUCAUCGACCUCAAACGCUUCUCAACAUGGACUCGGCUAGUGCGCACAACGGCCCGCGUACUGCAAUUCAUCGAACUCUGUCGUCGCCCCAAACAACUCGUCAACGCAACACGUCGAAAACGUACAAGAAAAAACGAAGAAAAGGACGUGACGUGGAAAAGAAAUACGAAAAAGAACAAAGAGAAAAUCGUCUCGCGUCCGAACAACGAAGAAAGAAAAUAUAUAAUACUGAGUGCGCGCCACCUACGCGCCGCGGAAAACGUGCUUGUGAAAUUAGCACAACAAGCAACGUACGGAAAAGAGAUAGCGAUACUACAGCGAGGAGACCCGCUCACUGAAAAAUGUCAAGGUCCACUAGCGGGAUUAAGUGUCGCAUUGAACGAAGAAGGAAUACUGAAACUACGAGGAAGGGUGAAUGAAGCCAGCGCGAUCGAGGCAGAGGCCGCAAACCCGACAGUGCUCGACGGAAAACACAAGUAUACGCAGCUCUACAUACAGCAUGUACACGAAAAGUUACAUCACGGCGGCGUCGAAAUUGUAGUAAAUGAACUAAGGCAAAGACUGUGGAUAACAAGAAUACGACCCGCGACAAAGGAGGUGCUAAAGAGCUGCCCGCGCUGCCGCCUGCUGCGCGCCAAACCCGCGCGCCCAUCCACCGGCGACCUGCCUGCCGCACGCCUCGCGCAUCACGCGCGCCCAUUUACAUUCACCGGACUCGACUACUUCGGCCCGCAAGAAGUAACCGUCGGCCGCCAUCGAGAGAAGCGCUACGUGGCCCUCUUCACGUGCUUAACAUCGCGCGCAGUACAUCUAGAAGUCGUCGCCUCGCUCAGCACCGACUCAGCGAUCAACGCGCUGCGCCGCUUCAUAGCGCGGCGCGGCUGCCCGGCCGAAAUAUGGAGUGACAACGCGACGUGCUUCCGCGCGGCCAACCGAGAGCUCACGGACGCGUGGGCCGCACUUGAAGAAGAAGCAGCAGCCCGCCGCAUCAGCUGGCGCUUCCUUCCGCCGGCCGCCCCAUUCAUGGCCGGCGCGUGGGAGCGCAUGGUACGCACCGUGAAAGAAGCCCUACGCCACACGCUUCACGAGCAGCACCCCAGUGACGAGACGCUCGUCACACUCCUCGCCGAAGUAGAAGCCACCGUAAACUCACGCCCACUCACUCAUGUGGCCGUGACCCCCGACGUGCCGCCCGCCAUCACACCGAAUAUGAUCCUGCUGGGCUCCAACUGUUACGUGCCGCCACCCUGCACCAUCGAAGAAGACCAAACAACAGCGCGCACACACUGGAAGCGCGCGCAACAGCUCGCCGACACCUUCUGGCGACGCUGGGUGCGAGAGUACCUGCCCGUACUUCAACAGCGGCGGGAGCCCCACGCAAGCGGCGCGGCCCCCAAGAUCGGCGACCAGGUCAUCGUGUGCGACUCCAAUCAUCCGAGGAACACGUGGCCCCGAGGACGAGUCAUCGCCACGUAUCCCGGCAAGGACGGCGAGGUACGAGUGGUCGACGUGGAGACCAGCGGCGGCAGAAUCCUCCGGCGGCCCACCAAGAAGAUCGUCGUGCUACCAGUUCGAAUCGCAGAGUGCGACGGCGGGAGAAAUGUGCACGACGAAACGUAA